AUUUGCUUCUCCCAGAGUAGUAUAUCUUCGCCACUCGACUACCCAGACCCCUACUCUAUAUUCCAUACAACGAACUACAACAACACCAAACCAACAACAGCAACACCAAUCGCCACAUCCACAUCCACAUCCACAUCUACAUCUACCAAAAUGGUCCUCUCCUACCACAUCACCGAGCCGCACCCCUCCAUCCCCGCCUCUCACAUCUACCACGCCGGACGAGGCGGCGCCGGCAACGUUAUGCGCGUCAACCCCAAGAGCGUCACCUCGGGCCCCGAUGCUUCAGGCCCGGCCUCCCGCAUUAAGCUCACUCCCCCGCCCGCUGACGCGCUCUUCACCACCGGCCGCGGCGGCGCCGGCAACGUCCACCGCGAGAAGGAGCGCGCCAUGUUCAGCUUCGACGAGGAGCUCGCGCAGCAGGAGCGUCUGAGGGAGCACGCCGCGCCCGUCUACCACAUUGGCCGCGGCGGCGCCGGCAACCUUGUCGACGAGCUGCAUCCCCGGACCAGCCGCCAGAACUCGGCAUCCUCGACCAUGAGCUCCGACUCUGAGGGCGGCGUCAGGCGCAGCAUCGAGGGCGCAUGGCACCGCGUCUCGAAGCAGUUCUCGCGCAGCUGAACCGCAUGAUCCCGGCUUCGACUUCAUUCCGCAUUCGAUUCUCAUUGUAACGGUUCACUAUACAUCAUUCGACGACGACGACGACGACGACGACGACGAGAGCUGGUCCUGAUUCUCUCAGUCUAUUAAGCAUUUGCGAGCAAGGCGUUUGGAGCUUCAUCCUCAUCCUCAUCAUCACUCACCUUUCAUCGGCAUUUCCAACAAAAAGUCUUGUUCACUGUUUUCACACCACAAACAACCAUCGAGGAGUUCGGGCAACCCUCUGGGGAUCAAAAAAGCGACUUCUUUGAUACCCAGGUCA
Molecule: messenger RNA, 919 nt
Organism: Trematosphaeria pertusa
Lineage: Eukaryota; Fungi; Ascomycota; Dothideomycetes; Pleosporales; Trematosphaeriaceae
Exons: 1
Coding region: 151-618 (155 amino acids)
Source: RefSeq, a predicted model, not a curated record